Physeter macrocephalus (sperm whale) is the source of this 2631-nucleotide messenger RNA. RefSeq names its product solute carrier family 17 member 8 (gene SLC17A8). The record is from RefSeq and is a predicted model, not a curated record. Gene Ontology annotation, biological process: synaptic transmission, glutamatergic; transmembrane transport; regulation of synapse structure or activity. NCBI's taxonomy places the organism in Eukaryota, Metazoa, Chordata, Mammalia, Artiodactyla, Physeteridae. The coding region runs from base 1 to 1770 and encodes 589 amino acids. The transcript has 12 exons. Gene Ontology annotation, molecular function: L-glutamate transmembrane transporter activity; neurotransmitter transmembrane transporter activity. Gene Ontology annotation, cellular component: excitatory synapse; synaptic vesicle membrane.
AUGCCUUUUAAAGCAUUUGAUACCUUCAAAGAAAAAAUUCUGAAACCUGGAAAGGAAGGAGUGAAGAAUGCUGUGGGGGAUUCGUUGGGGAUUUUACAAAGGAAAAUCGAUGGGACCAGUGAGGAAGAAGGUAACAUUGAGCUGAAUGAAGAAGGAAGGCCAGUGCAGACGUCCAGGCAGAGCCCCCCACUCUGUGACUGCCACUGCUGUGGCCUCCCCAAGCGCUACAUCAUUGCCAUCAUGAGUGGGCUGGGAUUCUGCAUUUCCUUUGGGAUUCGGUGCAACCUUGGAGUUGCCAUUGUGGAAAUGGUCAACAACAACACUAUAUAUGUUGAUGGAAAACCGGAAAUUCAGACAGCACAAUUUAACUGGGAUCCAGAGACGGUGGGCCUUAUCCAUGGAUCUUUUUUCUGGGGUUAUAUUGUGACACAAAUUCCAGGUGGUUUCAUUUCAAAUAAGUUUGCUGCUAACAGGGUCUUUGGAGCCGCCAUCUUCUUAACAUCAACCUUGAACAUGUUCAUUCCUUCUGCAGCCAGAGUACAUUACGGAUGUGUCAUGUGUGUCAGAAUUUUGCAAGGUCUAGUGGAGGGUGUGACCUACCCAGCCUGCCAUGGGAUGUGGAGUAAGUGGGCACCGCCUUUGGAGAGAAGCCGACUGGCCACAACUUCUUUUUGUGGUUCCUAUGCGGGGGCAGUGAUUGCCAUGCCGCUGGCCGGCGUGUUGGUACAGUACAUAGGAUGGGCCUCUGUCUUUUAUAUUUAUGGUAUGUUUGGGAUUAUUUGGUACAUGUUUUGGCUGUUGCAGGCCUAUGAGUGUCCAGCAGUUCACCCAACAAUAUCCCAUGAGGAAAGGACCUAUAUAGAGACAAGUAUAGGAGAAGGAGCCAACUUGGUUAGUCUCAGUAAAUUUAAUACACCAUGGAAAAGAUUUUUUACAUCGUUGCCGGUUUACGCAAUCAUUGUGGCAAAUUUUUGCAGAAGCUGGACCUUUUACUUGCUGUUAAUAAGUCAGCCUGCUUAUUUUGAAGAGGUCUUUGGAUUUGCAAUAAGUAAGGUGGGUCUCUUGUCAGCACUCCCACACAUGGUUAUGACAAUCAUUGUGCCUAUUGGAGGACAACUGGCUGAUUAUUUAAGAAGCAGAAAAAUUUUGACCACAACUGCUGUCAGAAAAAUCAUGAACUGUGGAGGUUUUGGCAUGGAGGCAACCUUACUCCUUGUGGUUGGCUUUUCCCAUACCAAAGGGGUGGCUAUCUCCUUUCUGGUGCUUGCCGUAGGAUUUAGUGGUUUUGCUAUUUCAGGUUUUAAUGUCAACCACUUGGACAUUGCGCCCCGCUAUGCCAGCAUACUCAUGGGGAUCUCAAACGGAGUGGGAACCCUCUCUGGAAUGGUCUGUCCCCUCAUUGUGGGUGCGAUGACCAAGAACAAGACCCGUGAGGAAUGGCAGAAUGUGUUCCUCAUAGCUGCCCUGGUGCACUACAGUGGCGUGAUCUUCUAUGGGGUCUUUGCUUCUGGGGAGAAACAGGAGUGGGCUGACCCUGAGAACCUUUCUGAGGAGAAGUGCGGAAUCAUUGACAGAGAUGAAUUAGCAGAGGAGAUAGAACUCAACCCUGAGAGUUUCACAAGUCCCAAAAAGAAGACGUCGUAUGGAGCCACCACCCAGAAUUGUGAAGUCCAAAGGGAGGAAUGGAGAGGACAGAGAGAAGUGACUCUUGAUGAGGAAGAGCUGACAUCCUACCAGAAUGAAGAGGGAAACUUCUCAGAUACAUCCUAAUGUCUGAGGGGGCACUUCUGGUUCCUCCUCACUUUAGAACCAGAAAGUAUCCAUUCCUAUUGCUUUCUAUUGCCAGAGGGUCAACUCUAGGGACACUGGAUGUGGGGGAACGGGGAGAGGAGGUUUACUUAGCAAUAGGGAAAAGAUAGAUAUUAUCUUGCAAUGACAACCUGCUCUAAGUUGAUAAAAUCGGUGGCUAUAAUUUUUUUGAUUGGCAGUUGACUCUUCUCUCUAAGAACUAAACUUAUUCAGGAAAGAAUGACUAGAAAAAUAAGAAAGGCAAUACCAUGUUUUUCAAAGAAAAAUGGAAGGAAAUGGGGAUAUUUGGCCUGGAGGAGAGAAAACAAUAGUUGCUACUACAUUUCUGAGAGCAGCCACGCAGAGGAGGGUUUCCUAUUCCUAAUAAAGGCCACGACCUACAAAGGCCCUGUAUUGUGCCAGGUACUUUAUAACAUUCUCAUUUAAUCUCCACACCCCUAUGACAUACAUUUUUUAUCCCCAUUUUACAACUAAGGAAACGAAAGCAACAGGAGAUUGACUUGCCCAAGGUCAUCCAGCCAGGGACAGUGCUGAGAUUGGUGGAGUCCAAAAUAGGUGGCAGUUUUGGAGAAGACGGUUUCACUUCAGAUUAGAGAAGACAUUUUUAAUGAUGAAAACUGAAAAUGGAGUGGGUUGUCCUGUGGAUAAUUCCCUAUUUUGGCAGGCGUGGGGGAUGGAAAACAUUUGGAUUGAUGUGGCAGAGAGCGUUCAAAUAUUGUGUGAGAGACUGGAUUCAAAGACCUUUAGGGUCCUAGGUGGUCUGAAGAGCCAAAUGAUUCUGUGAAUCCAUAGUUUUUCUAAAUAAGAAGGGUCACAGACUAU